GAAGGCCGCGCGGAGGCACCGCCUAGGGGACUACAACUCCCAGAAAGCCGCGCGAACCGAGAGGCCUUCGGGACGCGGACGUCGGGGCCGCGCCGGGUUCGGGAGAAGCGGGCGGAGUGCCCAUGACGAAGCUAGCGCAGUGGCUUUGGGGACUGGCGCUCCUGGGCUGCACCUGGGCGGCGCUGGCCACGGGAGCCCUGGGCCUGGAGCUGCCGUCGGCAUGCCGGGAGGUCCUGUGGCCACUGCCGGCCUACCUGCUGGUGUCUGCCGGCUGCUACGCCCUGGGCACCGUGGGCUAUCGCGUGGCCACUUUUCACGACUGCGAGGACGCCGCCCGCGAGCUGCAGAGCCAGAUCCAGGAGGCGCGAGCCGACUUAGCCCGCAGGGGGAUGCGCUUCUGACACCCUAACCCCAUUCCCACCCGACAGCCUUUCCUCCCGUCGCCCAUUAAAGAGCUUAUUUUCUAA
This is a messenger RNA of Prionailurus viverrinus (fishing cat), 467 nucleotides long. It is a transcript of the gene DPM3, whose product is annotated as dolichyl-phosphate mannosyltransferase subunit 3, regulatory. Lineage: Eukaryota; Metazoa; Chordata; Mammalia; Carnivora; Felidae. Gene Ontology annotation, cellular component: endoplasmic reticulum membrane; dolichol-phosphate-mannose synthase complex. Gene Ontology annotation, biological process: GPI anchor biosynthetic process. Bases 123 to 401 code for a protein of 92 amino acids. The record is from RefSeq and is a predicted model, not a curated record. The transcript is spliced from 2 exons.